Molecule: messenger RNA, 1046 nt
Organism: Cydia pomonella (codling moth)
Lineage: Eukaryota; Metazoa; Arthropoda; Insecta; Lepidoptera; Tortricidae
Exons: 4
Coding region: 261-737 (158 amino acids)
Source: RefSeq, a predicted model, not a curated record
AGUGACAGAGACAGAUUUGCUCGAAUAUUACAAACUUAGAUUUUCGCGGUUAUAGCCCUUGCAACGUGAAUGAAACCCGCAUUAGACAAGCUAAUAUCGCCGUUCGCGUAUCUACCCGUGGUACUCGCGCCUUAGCAACAAGUAUUUUAAUAUGUCGCCAUAGGGAAUUAGGGACCUGAACCUCAGUCGGUGAGGACAAGUGGUUACUGAAACACGACUGCGAUCUGUGUCUCGAAGAGUGUAAAUAUACUCAAACCAACAUGACUUCGGACAGAAGUAAAAAUGAUGUUAAAACAUUAUUUCUUAUUUCAAACUCUGUUGUGUUUGCAUUUGGUUGGUCGGUUUUUGCUUCUGGAGUGGGAUCUAUAGUAAUUAUGGGAGUUAGUUUAGCUAACGUUGUGGAAGCAGUUAUAGGAAUUUUCAUCGUACUGGUGGCCAUGGGUGGAUAUGGUGGGGCUUGUGGGGAGCACAGGAAAUCACUUGAAAACUACUCCGGGAUGAUGGGAGCGCUUGCAGUGUAUGGGAUUGUACAGUUAGUGAGGAACAAACCGGCGGCGCGUGCGGCAGAGCACUACAACGACGACUUGUCAGAUGCUGAGGCAGGAUUUAUUGGGCUUAUUUUCGCCGUUAUCAUGGCGCUGGUGUGCGCGUUUGUGGGAUGCGCGCUGUCGGAGUUUUUCCCCAAGGAGGUGAAGGAAGCUAACAUCCCUCAAAAGGAUGAACCUACAGAAGUGUAAAAUGUUGCAAAUGCCGUAGUGUAAUGCAAAUUAAAUGUAAUUAAUCCAUUAUCAUUGACGUGAGUAGAUGCCAAACCUGCAUAGAAAAGCAUUACGUAAAAUUUGUGCCAUUUGUAACCAAAAGCGUUAUUAUUACCGGGUGUUAAGAAGGCGCUUUUCUGCCAUAUUAUAGACUCCAUUAGAAAUAUGACGUAGAAUAUUAAUCAUAAAACAGAACCUAUAGUUUAAGUAGAUAUUAAUAAGAUUUGUAUUUGAUUUGAUUUGUUUUUCAAGUUUUAGCUUUUAGUUAUAAUAAAAUUAUUUUUAAUA